Molecule: messenger RNA, 858 nt
Organism: Talaromyces atroroseus
Lineage: Eukaryota; Fungi; Ascomycota; Eurotiomycetes; Eurotiales; Trichocomaceae
Exons: 1
Coding region: 1-858 (285 amino acids)
Source: RefSeq, a predicted model, not a curated record
AUGGCCGGCCACCCCGUCGAUGCCCUGCAAUGCUUCACCUUUCUCAUAGACAACGUGCCCUGCUGGAUCUCGCGAGUCACCGAGCUCGCUGCUCACACGUCGAGGAAGCACGCCGAGUUCUCCGAGGAAUUCCACCGACUCGCGCGCUCCCAACCACAACAAUCACCACGCCGGCGGGAAAACAGUAGUAGCAGUUCGGUGCACACCAAGCCCGCGCCCUCGAAACAGUCCGGCGACGAGGUCCGCCCUAUCCGCCCAUUGGUCAUCUACUAUGACAGCCAUACCCAGGCUCAGCUAGAGCAGACCGUGCGGGACAUCGGGGCUGCGCGCAACAGCCUUCGCAAGGGCAAAAUGUCGCAGACGACGCGCAUUGCCAGCCUCUCGCUCGACAUGUUCACCACCAGCCAGUCACGGGACUCACCCCACCCCAUGGUGGAAAGCUACCGGCGAACACGCCCUGUCGAGACGGAUCAGAAGGAGACGGCAACCUUCGAAUUUGCCGAGAAACAGCUGGAAAUCGCACAAAGCCUGUCUGAAUUUGCCGCCCAUCAAUUCCUGCGAUGCGGAGACUGCCGCGAGGAACUCGAGGAGAUCAUUGCCAAGUUCAGCACUGUGCUGGAAAUGGCGGGCAACGAAGCCUCACGGUUGCGCGCAGAGAGAGAAGAGAGACAACGGACAGACGGAAGCCUAUCGUUGAAGGAGCACAUUGCCGCGUCCUCUCUCCAAGUGAGCGAUUUGUUCAACGACGACAAGGCGUUUGAGCCCGGCAUUGCAGCUAUUGAAGUCGACGACGCAGCGUCGGCCUCUUCCAUAUCUAUUGACAUUGCAGCAUUCCGCUCUAAUCGGUUUCGCGGAUAG